Artibeus jamaicensis (Jamaican fruit-eating bat) is the source of this 2789-nucleotide messenger RNA. RefSeq names its product DEP domain containing MTOR interacting protein (gene DEPTOR). Lineage: Eukaryota; Metazoa; Chordata; Mammalia; Chiroptera; Phyllostomidae. Bases 138 to 1370 code for a protein of 410 amino acids. Gene Ontology annotation, biological process: intracellular signal transduction; negative regulation of TOR signaling. The transcript has 9 exons. The record is from RefSeq and is a predicted model, not a curated record. Gene Ontology annotation, molecular function: protein binding.
CUUUCCAGCCAAUCUUGUCUGAGCAACGGGAUUGCCCCUAACAAAUAUGGCGAGAGAGGCCUCUGUAAGGGCAGACUGAUUUAACACCCAAACCCGCUGCGGCCAGCGAAGGCAGUGGUAGCCGCGCGGCUGGGAGCAUGGAGGGCGGCAGCACUGGCAGCGCUGGCAGCGGUGGCAGCGAUAGCAGCCCCAGCGGGACUGGCGGGGCGCAGCAAAGGGAGCUGGAGCGCAUGGCUGAGGUCCUGGUCACCGGGGAGCAGCUACGGCUCAGGCUGCAUGAAGAAAAGGUUAUUAAAGACAGGCGGCAUCAUCUCAAAACCUACCCAAACUGUUUUGUCGCCAAAGAACUGAUCGACUGGCUGAUUGAGCACAAGGAGGCUUCCGACAGGGAGACGGCGAUUAAACUCAUGCAGAAGUUAGCAGACCGGGGCAUCAUUCAUCACGUGUGUGAUGAACACAAGGAAUUCAAGGAUGUCAAACUCUUCUACCGCUUCAGAAAGGAUGACGGCACCUUCCCACUGGACAACGAAGUGAAGGCCUUCAUGAGAGGACAGAGGCUGUACGAGAAGCUGAUGAGCCCUGAAAACACACUCCUGCAGCCUCGGGAAGAGGAAGGGGUCAAGUAUGAGCGCACCUUCAUGGCAUCUGAAUUCUUGGAUUGGCUGGUUCAGGAAGGUGAGGCCACCACAAGGAAAGAGGCAGAGCAACUAUGCCACCGGCUUAUGGAGUAUGGCAUCAUCCAGCAUGUGUCCAACAAGCACCCGUUCGUGGACAGCAAUCUUCUCUACCAGUUCAGAAUGAACUUCCGGCGGAGGCGGAGGCUCAUGGAGCUGCUCAAUGAGAAGUCCCCCUCCCAGGAAACACAUGACAGUCCCUUCUGCUUGAGGAAGCAGAGCCAUGACAAUCGGAAGUCUACCAGUUUCAUGUCAGUCAGCCCCAGCAAGGAGAUCAAGAUCGUGUCUGCGGUGAGGAGGAGCAGCAUGAGCAGCUGUGGCAGCAGUGGCUACUUCAGCAGCAGCCCCACGCUCAGCAGCAGCCCCCCUGUGCUCUGCAACCCCAAGUCUGUGUUAAAGAGACCCGUCACUUCUGAGGAACUCCUGACGCCCGGAGCCCCGUAUGCAAGGAAGACAUUCACGAUCGUGGGUGACGCUGUCGGCUGGGGCUUCGUGGUGCGAGGAAGCAAGCCCUGCCACAUCCAGGCUGUGGACCCCAGUGGCCCCGCAGCCGCGGCAGGAAUGAAGGUCUGCCAGUUUGUCGUCUCUGUCAAUGGGCUCAACGUGCUGCAUGUAGACUACCGGACCGUGAGCAACCUGAUUCUGACAGGCCCUCGGACCAUCGUCAUGGAGGUCAUGGAGGAGUUGGAGUGCUGAGCGGGGGGUGGGCCCCUCGAGUGGCCUGCAGAUGAGUGACACCAAAACAACACGGAGCAACCCAAUGACAAGACUUCCUUGCCCGUGGGUGGCUUUGGACAUACAGAUCUUUUCUCCGUGCACACACAUCCUAAUUCGAGUUUCAUACGCUGUUUGAAUGUGGAAGGACUGGGUAAUGCAUCUUAAAAACAACAACUUAUGUCAGUGUAGAACAUAUUUGGGACACAGAGUUUUCUGAUUGUAGAAUCGCUCUUUGUAGUUCUCAUCCACUGUUUUUUUUUAUCUUAGUUUUGCAGAAAGUUGUUGAAAUGCUUCUCUAGCCAAAACAGCCACGUGCUCAAGUCCCCUUUGUAGGGAGUCAGUAGCGUAGUUUUUACAGACUCCUGAGUGUAGCCUCACCGAAAUGAGCGUGGAACUGCUUAUUAGAGAAUCUAGAUUCCAUUGAGCUUCAAAUUAAAGCAACAAAGGAAUAGUAUCUGCGAAUUCGCAUUUUGAAGGAGGUUCUAAAGCAUUCGAGUGCUUAAAAGCCAUCAAAAAAUGGCUUUUUCUUAAUUCCUGCCUUUAGUAUCAACUUUUUACAUAUGUUUUCAACAUACGUUGACAGACAAAAGCGAUGGGAUGAUAUGGGUGGGCAGGUAGGGAGAUGCCGCUUCAAAUUGUUUGCCAUUUUCUCUGUCUGAGUCUAAAGCAUUUUGUUCUGUCAGCUACUGCAACUUUCUGGAGUUAAUGCUGAGCGUGUUGAAUGUCAAAACAGAGAAGUCUGUACGUACACAUAUGAUCCAGAUCAAGCCUCUGGCAAGAUUUCACUCUGAGGUUGUCCCUUUUUAAGUGAAGUAUCCUAGAACUUGGCCCAUAUGUGAUGAAAACUUGAAACUAAAUUGCCUUCCUGGCCUGCAUUGCUACUAGCUUUCUAGUAUAACAUAUUCUAAGGACAUGACGUGCUGCUCAUUUGGCAAGAUUACUGUGUUUUGCCAUGUAUAAUAUGACUUUUUGCCCAAUUUGGGGGGGGGGAGGAUAAGGAGGAGCAUUAUACGUGGGUAUAAUGAUUGCACAGCAUGGGCCUAACAAUCCCGUGUAUAAUGUGCACAGAACCGUGGGUGUGCAUUGUACACGGGGGUGCACUUGGCACCACCGAAUGCGGUAUUUUUCACCAAAAGCAAUUCUUGUGUAUUGUGACUUUUCAGCUCACUUGUAUAUAUGCAUGUUUCCUUCUUUCUCACUAUUAUGAUUCUUUCUUUUUUUUUUUUAUCUAGAAAAUAAUGUAUUUUGGGUCUUGGUGUAUAGAGGAAAUUCCUCAACGUGCCAAAUUAGGGAGUCAGGGAACACUGAAUUCUUUUUAAUUUCAUAUAAUGAAUUCUGAAUGAUGAAGUUACUUUCUUAUGAUGCAUUAACAAAAUAAAAUAUGGAUGAUGUACCUCA